Messenger RNA from Papilio polytes (common Mormon), 1449 nucleotides. RefSeq lists its product as uncharacterized. The transcript is spliced from 9 exons. Gene Ontology annotation, molecular function: oxidoreductase activity. The record is from RefSeq and is a predicted model, not a curated record. Bases 173 to 1246 code for a protein of 357 amino acids. Lineage: Eukaryota; Metazoa; Arthropoda; Insecta; Lepidoptera; Papilionidae.
CCGCGACAGUAGCGCGCUUUACAUGUCGUGGACGCACGUACGUCGUGCCGAAUAAACUUUCUAAUUUGUUUAUUUUGUUUAUAAUUGUGUGCUGAAUAUUAAUUGCGGUGUGGAAUACAGAAAAAAUCUAUAUUUACACAUCUAGUUUCUAAUAAACAGGUCGUAAGUGAUCAUGGGUAAAGUAGCGACAUCAGAAGCAUUACGUUUCAUGACGGACUGCCUGAAGGCGGUGGGCGCGGCGAGCAGGCCGGCGCAGCAGCAGGCCGAGUUGUUACUGCAGGCUGAUCGACUUGGACAUCCCAGCCAUGGACUCAACAGACUUGAAUAUUACAUAAACGAUAUCAAAACCGGGGCAUGUUCUCCUAACAACGAGCCACGCGUGCUGAAAGAGAGCGCAUCCACGGCAUGGGUGGAUGCCAACAACGUGCUAGGAGCGACCGCGGGACACUUCGCUAUGGACCUCGCUAUCAGCAAGGCGAGGGACACCGGCGUAGGCUGGGUUAGUGUGAAAGGAUCUAAUCACUUCGGUAUAGCUGGCUGGUGGGCGCAGAAAGCAGCUGAUAAAGGUCUGAUAGGAAUGGCAUUUACUAAUACUUCGCCGUUACUUGCACCAACGAGGAGCAAACAGUCGGCGCUGGGUACAAAUCCUAUAGCAGUGGUGGCUCCAGCAGAAAACGGUGAAAGCUUUUAUUUAGAUAUGGCGACCUCAGCUGUUGCUGUGGGGAAGAUCGAAAUGCAACUACGCAAAGGCGAGUCGAUACCGGCUGGGUGGGCGCAGGGACCUGACGGCAAGGAGACUAAUGACGCUGCUUUGGCAUACGAGACGCUGUGCCUGAUGCCGCUGGGGGGCGGGGAGAAUACCUCAGGGUACAAGGGCUUCGGCUUGUCCGCUAUGGUGGAACUCUUCUGUGGCGUAUUGUCAGGUUCCCUGUACGGGCACCACAUAAGGUCGUGGUCGCACAGCGGCACGGGCGGCGCCGCCGACCUCGGCCAGUGCUUCGUGGCGCUGGAGCCCGGCUGCUUCGCCCCCGGCUUCCCGCAGCGCCUCGCGGACUGUCUGCAGCACUGGAGGCAGCUCGCACCCACUGACCCGAGGCUGCCGGUGCUGGCGCCUGGGGACAAAGAGAGGAGUAGCGCAGCAGCCACCGACAGCUGCGGCUGCGUCUCCUUCCUGCAGCAGCAGCUGGACUCCAGCGCCGCGCUCGCCGACAGGCUCAAUGUACGACCUAUGCAAAUCACCACAUAAUUGUUAGUAUACAAAUCAACACAAAUAACUUGUAAUUCCUAAAUCCGCAUAUAGAGAAAUUAGAUCGCUCUGGCUGUCUUUUUUUAAGACCAAAAUAUAUCUGCAAUGUUAUAGUAGAAACAAUGUUUUAGACUGCCUUUUAUAAACUAACUUUAUUUUUAAAAAACACAAGCUGAGAUGGGGAUAGUUGACAAUUUAAAAAU